AUGAAUUAUACAAAGUUACCCAGGCGAUCCACCAGUAUCCCUGAACUUACAUGGAUAUCUCUGGAGGAUGCGGAAAAGAACAAAGUUGGUGUCAGCAAUAUUCCCACCAUCCCCCUUCAUAUGGAGAAAGUCAACACCCAGGAAUCCCAAGAACUCCAGCCAUGUAAUGAGAUACCCAGAUAUCAGCAUGGCACACGAACUGAAGAUUCCACAAAAGGACUGGGACCAGGUCCUGUAACAUGACGGCAUAAAGUAACAUUUUCAGAACAAAAGCCCCACGUGUCUAUGGACCGCCUCAUAGAUAUCAUGAAGUGGCAGAGGCUAAAGGACCUUGCCCACAGCCUGAGUUCUCCUGUGGAGGCUGAACAGGUCUACGCAGCUCAGGCCUUGGGUAAACUGAAAAUCAGCAAGAAGUUUAUCAUAGAAGCACUCUGGGUCUCGGCCCAGGUAGGUCCUGAGAGAGUGAGGUAUGAAUCCUGCAGAACUCUUGCUCUUCUAGGUUGCCUUCAUAAACAUGUGAUCCUGUCUCUCAUUGAACAACUAAAGGGAUGCUCUCUUAGUCGAAGAAUGGACACCCUGAUGGGACUUCAUAUCGCCCUCAAUGCCUGGAUCAUGCUGGCCAAAAACAAACGGGAGCCUAUAGGAGCCAAGAGCUCGCUGACAAGGGUCCUGAAGUUGCUGGUGAAGGGGAAAAGCCCUAUGGACAAUGUGGCCCUGGAAGCAGCUCUGUGCCUGGGCUUCCUUGACCCUGAAAAUUCCAUAGCCCGUGAGUUUCUGCUCCAGUGCCUGACCUUCGGAGAAAUGAAGAGAAAGAUGAAGGCAUUGAUGAUGCUAGUAAAGCUAAUGAACCUCCACACCCUGCCCAUCCUCCAGGCUGCCAUGGACCAGCUACAGAACUCCUGUGUGGCCAAGCACCGUAUAGAAGCCAGCAAACUGCUUAAGGUCAUUGGUAUAGAGAACAUUCAGAAUUUGGGGAUGGAGAAUGAUGUUUUUGAGCUACUCAGGUUGAAGGUUCAUAAUGAUCCCUUACAAGAAGUGAGAGAAGCUGUGGCAGAAAUUGUGGAGGUGCUAAAAAUGAAACCUAUGAUGCUGCACAUCGUGGAGUCGGAGCUUAAUGAUGCCAGUGCCUUGGUACGUCACCAGGCUGUCAUAUCCAUUGGUGUUCUGGGCAUCAGCAGCUCACGCAUGUUCUAUUUCCUCAUGGACAUGCUGGACCUGGAAACGAAUCAUCUGGUGAGGAAAGAGCUGGAAAGAGUAUUCAUUUUCCUGUCCAAGAAAGAUCCCUGGGUCCGGGAAAAGCUUCAGGACUGGACACUCCUGGUGGAGGAAGAGUCCAGAAAGGAGAGGGAGAGAAUCCAGCAACUGAAACUUCAGAAGAUGAGGGAGCUCCAGAGCCAAAAGAGGUCUCUACUCGGAGGCCUGGGCCCCUUGAUCCCUCAAAAGAUGAUCAGGCAUAGAAAGGUCAUGGCUGAGAAAGGGAGGUCCAUCUUUAAUGUUCCUAUCAAAGGCAUCGCAUUAGCCUCCCACUACCCAUCCUGUCUCAAAUCCCAUGAUAAAAAGGACGAUCACCUUCCCAGGAUAACCUGGGAUUCCCCAGUCAUCAGGGAACACCUCAAGAACCUGGCUUCCCAUUGA
This is a messenger RNA of Dromiciops gliroides (monito del monte), 1635 nucleotides long. RefSeq names its product HEAT repeat containing 9 (gene HEATR9). NCBI's taxonomy places the organism in Eukaryota, Metazoa, Chordata, Mammalia, Microbiotheria, Microbiotheriidae. The record is from RefSeq and is a predicted model, not a curated record.